Messenger RNA from Penicillium olsonii, 1146 nucleotides. NCBI's taxonomy places the organism in Eukaryota, Fungi, Ascomycota, Eurotiomycetes, Eurotiales, Aspergillaceae. The record is from the annotation of a GenBank genome assembly.
AUGAUUGCCGCAGAGCCCCGCACCCUGCCAGAAGGGGAAUCCCCCGACCUGAUCUUGGUCCCAGCCACCGCCUCCGAGCGGAUUGCAUCAAUCAAGCUGAACAGUUGCGAAUGGAAAGGCCCACUGGACCUGGAAUCCUACAUAGCGCGCGAGAACCAUCUACUCACCCACCGACUGACACGCGACGCUCUAACAUGCUGGGUCCUGGUAGACCGCCGCGAGCCCGAGGAUAGCCGCACGAUCCUGAGCGCGUGUGAAUCCUACCGCAAACCCGCACUGCUAGCUCACCACGGGCAGGUCGAGAAGGUCUCCACGCAUGGCGUGGGAAGUGUCUUUUCUCGACCCGAGUUCCGGGGAAAAGGAUACGCGAGGCGUAUGAUGGAAGAGCUGAGCACUAAAUUGGAGACAUGGGAGAUGGAGGAAGAGAAGAGGGGGAAGUCGGUGUUUACAGUGCUUUUCUCGGACAUUGGGAAGAAAUUCUACGCGCAGUUUGGGUGGCGGCCGUUCCCGUCGUCGCAUAUGUCGUUACGGGCCGAGGCGGGCGUGGAUACAGGUGCCAGGGAGCUAUUUGCCGAGGAUGUACAGAAGGAUCUAUGCAGCGAGAAAGUGAUGGGUAAAUUGCACGAUCAGAUGUUGGCUGCGUCGCAGAAAUCGCCCGUUGCGAAGAUUGCCAUUGUGCCCGACUUUGAUCACUUCUCGUGGCACUGGGCCCGUGAAGAGUUCUAUGCUGAAAAUUUAUUCCCUGAGCGCUCUCCACCGGUCGUCAAGGGCGCUGGUGUUGACAAAGCCGGUGUGUACUGCACCUGGAAUCGAGUAUUUGGCGAGACGCCCGAAGAAAACCUCCUCUACAUUCUUCGGUGGGUAUAUGAGGAGCCAAGCUCACCGAUUGACGAACAAACCACAAUCCAGGCCAUGGCUGCCAUUCUGCGACGAGCCCAACACGAAGCACAUGAAUGGAACAUGAGCAAGGUUGUUUUCUGGAACCCAACUCCCCUGCUGCAGAAAGCGAUGGCAUUGGUAGACCCCACUUCUGAGAUUGUGCACCGCGAGAAUGAUAGCGUUGCUAGCCUGCGGUGGACCGGGGAGGCUGAAGGGCUGGGCGAAGGGGUCGAGUGGUGGUUGAACGAGAAGUACGCCUGGUGUUGA